GAAGCCGACGCGCAGAGCAACACACAGGCUCCAAGCCAGCGCAGCCAAAGAAAAAUGGCCACGGCCCUCUCCCUGAGCGGCGGCAGCGGCGGCGGCGGGUCCCUCCUCCGCCGGUCCCCCGCCUCCUUGGCGCGGUGCUGCGUCGUGCCCCGCUCCUCGCGCCGCAGGGCCCCGACGCGGCGCCUGGCGGCGUCGCGCGCGGACGACUCGCAGCCGGCGCCGUUCGAGAUGACGCUGGAGGGCGCGCUGAAGCUGCUCGGGGUCGCGGAGGGCGCGUCCUUCGACGAAAUCCUGCGCGCCAAGAACGCCGUCGCCGCCUCCUGCAAGGGCGACCAGGACGCCGUCGCCCAGGUUGAGGCUGCCUAUGACAUGCUGCUAAUGCAGAGCUUAUCACGGAGGAGGGCUGGCAAGGUUGUUGAUAACAGCAUCCGCUACGCUGAUGUGAAACCUAUCAAAACUGCAGGAUCAGCCCCGCAAUGGAUGCAGUCAACCUUGAAGAAUGUGCCUCUGACAUUGGAGCCUCCAUCUUCGAGCAACCUGGGCAUCCAAUCGUCCAUUUACGGUGCAUUGGCGGUCUUAACGUAUGCUAGUGGAACCUCUACAUCUUUACCGUCAGCGUACACUGGCCCUGAUGUGCCUGGAUUUAUCCUAGCCACAGGAUUCGGCGCUUCGUUGUACUUUCUGACAAAGAAAAAUAUGAAUUUAGGCAAGGCUGCAUUGAUCACCGCCGGGGGUCUCGCGGUGGGCGCGACGGUGGGAUCGGGCGUGGAGAACUGGCUGCAGGUCGACAUCGUGCCCUUCCUAGGCAUCCAUUCCCCCUCCGUCGUCGUCACCGAGUUCAUCCUCUUCUCGCAGUUGCUUGUAUCGUUGUUCGUUAGAUAGGAAAAUUCUUGAAGAAAACAAGGUGUCAGUUGGCCCUGUAAUUAACUGAAAUGGAUGGAAUGGGCAUCUUUUCCACGGAAGAUGCGAAGCAGCUGUGUAUAGCGAACAGUACAGCGACAUCCCUGUCCCUCAUACUGCAAUGAUCACCUGUAUCUAGUCCCAUAUUAAUUUCUUUUUUCGGUUUC
Molecule: messenger RNA, 1067 nt
Organism: Lolium rigidum
Lineage: Eukaryota; Viridiplantae; Streptophyta; Magnoliopsida; Poales; Poaceae
Product: protein CHAPERONE-LIKE PROTEIN OF POR1, chloroplastic-like
Exons: 3
Coding region: 55-882 (275 amino acids)
Cellular component (GO): chloroplast membrane
Source: RefSeq, a predicted model, not a curated record